This is a messenger RNA of Tuber melanosporum (Perigord truffle), 2414 nucleotides long. RefSeq lists its product as uncharacterized. Gene Ontology annotation, biological process: DNA-templated transcription; regulation of DNA-templated transcription. NCBI's taxonomy places the organism in Eukaryota, Fungi, Ascomycota, Pezizomycetes, Pezizales, Tuberaceae. The transcript has 3 exons. Gene Ontology annotation, molecular function: DNA binding; zinc ion binding; DNA-binding transcription factor activity, RNA polymerase II-specific. The record is from RefSeq and is a predicted model, not a curated record. Bases 76 to 1404 code for a protein of 442 amino acids.
GUCUUCCUCUAACAACUUUUCAUCGCAGAAGACAAAAAAGGACCCUCCCCCACCAAAUUUAACUCCUGCCAAACCAUGGGCGCUACUGUACGAGUACAAGUGUUCGCUGCCAACAAUAGUUCGUACCGGGAUAGGAAGCGCGCUCAUCGUGCUUGCGAUCAAUGCAAGAGGAGAAGGAAGAGAUGUCUACCUCCCUUCGAGAACCAUGAGAGAUGCGCGGGAUGCACGAGAGAUGGAUUAUAUUGUAGCCUAGUUGCGGUAGAGCUAUCGCAAGGCGGCGGUUCUGCCACCGCAGGUGCUCCGGUAAACCCAGCAGAGGUCGAGAGCGAAGGAUUCACGGAUAAACUCGCUGUGUCGUCUGAUCGGGAGGGGCAGUCCCGCUUUAUAGGAGAUCUGAACCCGGAAGCGGCACUACUUUCGGCAACGUCUAAUCUUCCAUCGGGACCCUCCUCGUCGUCGGCCCCAGCCCUGGACAGUAACGAAAUAGGUGUCUGGGUGUCGCAUCCACAAGCCGUUCCCCGCUCACGAAAACGCCGCAAGAGCCCGGAUACUACUCAACCCUCUACGGGCACGGAGCCCACUCUGGCUACGCAUUACAACAACUUCCUUGAAUCUCUCAAUGCCUUCUCGCGGCCCCCACGUCCAAGCGUGGACGCUCUGCUAUUGCUGUAUAUGGAAUCUGUGCACCCGGUCUACCCACUCGUAGACACGUACACGAUAAGCCUCUUCAAAACCCCCGACGCAAUCCCCCCCGUCUUGCUGCUAAGCAUCCUCCUCGUUGCCUCCCGCCACCCAAAAGCCGCCGAGCAUCUAGUCCUCCCACCGACGAAUGCCCUGCUCGCGCCCCGGGAAUUCGCCUCGACCCUGUACACCCGGAUAACGGCGCUGCUGCACACGGGAAACGAGAAGGACCGCAUACGGCUCAUCCGUGUGUAUGGGCUGCUAUCGCUUCACUCGGCUGAUGGCCCCCACGGGAAUGAGGUUGCGAGUAUGAAUUUGUGCACUGCCAUACACCAUGCGCAUUCUGCCGGUUUACAUCUCAAAAGGGAUCGGAACGGUAGCAGUGGCGAGACGGAGCUCUGGUGGUGUCUUUGGGAGCUAGAUAAAUUGCAGGCGGCGAUAAAUGGACGUCCGGUGCUGGUGCGUGGGGAGGACACGUCGAUUGAUUUUCCAACCAGGGAUGAGGGGACCGGUGUUUUCCGCGGGAUGGUUAGGCUAGCGGAGUUAUUAGAAGAGGUUAUCGCAUUGUAUAGACCCAGGAAAGAAAAAGAAGGCGAGGCUUUCCGAUGGGAGGAAGACUUUCCCUCCUUCGAACAGGUCGUGGGGGAGACAAAUUGUGGUGACCAAGGGUUAUUAGGUAUCUCCCGCCCUAUACCCCCCUUACCGUCAUCCGAAACUAAUUGAGAGCGGAAAAGCAACCCUAUCCCUCUUCUACCACGCAAUCUCAAUCCUGUCCCACAGAACGGCAACUUCAAGCCCGCACUCUCCCUCCCACAGCCGCCGUACAACCUCCGCAAAAGCAAUCUAUGAAACCCUCUCAAACCAUUCCCUCAUGCAUCUUCUCCCGCCAACCUCGAUAACACCUUACGCCGCUUCACUAUCCCUCGCAACCUUCUGCGCCCUUGUCCGGGGGGGCGAAAGGGUAUACCUAAAGGCAUACAAAGAUAUGGUAAAGGUUCUGGAAACCCUAUCGAGAUGGUGGUGGUUCGCCGGUGCAAUGGCAGCCCUGGGAAAAGAAGCCGUCGGGCGAAAAGGAAAGGUCGAGUGCGCACUAGCCCUGUCGAGUCUUCGUGAAGGCGGCGAGGCCACCGUCCCAGUGUCCGAGGGACAGCAGACACUCCAACAACAACAGCAAGAGCAAGAACAAGAACAACAUCACCACCAUCAUCAACAGCAAGAACAGGAGCAGCAGGAACACCCAGAGCAAAUACAAGUCUCAGUCUCUAGAGUCGGCAUGCCUAGCACGACCGGUAUGGCCGUUUGUAUGCCACCGAAUACAACCGCUGGAGGGCCCACCAGCGGGGGGGGAUGGGAGAGAGACAUGGAAUGGGGGGGGUACCCGGGCCAAUUCAUGUUAGACGUCUGGGACCCGAGCAACCCGAUCGGCUUUUACGACCCAAUGUUUACCGAUGGUGGGGUUAUGGAGUUUAACAAUGGUGGUGGUGGUGAUGGGGGAGUAAGUCUUGGAGCAGGCUUGGCGGUGGAGUUAAAUAUGGGGUUUGAAAUAGGGUAUGCUAGGGAUGAGUGUUUGGCUUAAGUUUUUUUAUUUUUUAUUUCUCACUUUUUCAUUCUUUUCACCUUUUCCUUGUGUGGACGCCGGGGGAGGGAGGGAUGGGUGGUGGAUUGAGAUGACUGAUUGGUUGAUUGGUGGGAGAUGGGUAGUCUAGGUCAAAUUGAUCGGUGAUGUGAAGUCU